UCAAAUAUGGUUGCUGAAAACAAGAAAAAUAUUGCAAAUGAUGUAGUUUUAGUUAAAUUGAGUGCUAAUUUUUGCUUAUUUCGGCAAUAAAAAUUGUGUAACGAAAUAGAUUAAGUGCAAAAGCUUGCAGAAAUCAAAUUGCAUCAAUUGGAUGGCAAAACCGUGCGCGAUUCGUUGUGAUGUUUUCAUUGUUUUGAUCGAUGUCGCAAAACAGGAAAAGUGUCGAAUGAAUGUUGAUUGUUUCGGGACGAAACAUACGCAAUCAAAAUAUUCUGCAUAGGUUUUCCGUAAUGUCGCCCCUGUGGACAGCUAGAUAUGACUAUCAAGCUCAGGGUGACGAUGAGCUCUCGCUACGCGUUGGCCAGAUCGUCUAUGUUCUAUCAAUGGACAGCAGCAUCUCUGGCGACGAGGGUUGGUGGACGGGGAAGAUUGGCGAUCGAGUUGGGAUUUUCCCAUCUAAUUUCGUCACGAAUGAAGAUCCAACCGUGCUUAAUGUGCAACCAGUGGAGAUCAAGUUCGAAGAACUUGAUUUAAAAGAAGUAAUCGGAGUCGGAGGUUUUAGCAAAGUUCAUCGUGCCUUUUUAAAAGGCGAAGAAGUUGCCGUGAAAGCAUCCCGGCAGGAUGAAGAUAUUGAUGUGACUCGGAAGAAUGUGCUGCAAGAGGCAAAACUUUUUUGGUCCUUGAAACAUCCAAAUAUCGUGGCUCUGCGGGGGGUUUGCUUGGAUCCGCCAAUUAUGUGUCUGGUGAUGGAGUACGCUCGUGGAGGAUCACUGAAUCGGAUACUAGCUGGUAGGAAAAUUCCACCGGAUGUGCUGGUGGAUUGGGCAGUUCAAAUCGCUCGUGGAAUGAAAUAUCUACACUGCGAAGCACCUAUAUCCGUAAUUCAUAGGGAUUUGAAAAGCUCUAAUGUGCUCAUUAGCGAUCCGAUUUCGAGCGAAAACCUCAAGAGUAAAACUCUUAAAAUAACAGAUUUCGGCCUCGCACGCGAAGCUUACAAAACAACGCGAAUGUCCGCUGCCGGUACAUUUGCCUGGAUGCCACCUGAAGUAAUAAAGUCAGGCACAUAUUCAAAAGCCUCAGAUGUGUGGAGUUACGGUGUACUUUUGUGGGAAUUACUAACCGGCGAAACGCCUUACAAAGGAUUUGAUUCCCUGAUGGUCGCGUAUGGGGUCGCUGUAAACACCCUUGCCUUGCCGAUACCCAAGACAUGUCCUGAGCCUUGGGGAAAACUAAUGAAGUUCUGUUGGGAAUUGGAUCCACAUCGGCGACCAUCGUUUAAGGAUAUCGAGAAAGAUUUAGAUAUUAUCACACGUUCAGGAUUUGCGCAAACACCCCACGAAUCAUUCCACACGAUGCAGGAUGGUUGGAAGAAGGAGAUUGCUGAAGUCCUCCAAGAACUACGUAAAAAGGAGAAGGCAUUUAAGUCUUUUGAAGAGGAAUUACGCAGCAAGGAGGAGGAACUCAGCCGAGUGCAACGUGAGCAGCGUUGCAAGGAAGAAGAUUUGGCCAAGCGUGAGCAGGAGCUUGAUGCACGUGAAAUCGAACUAUUGGGACGUGAGCUGAAUAUUAUUAUCACACAGAACACGCCGACACCCAAGAAACGAAAGGGCAAAUUUAGCAAGAGUAAAUUGAGGUUACUGAAACGGGAACCGGGGCAGAUUUCGUUUCCGCUCGAUUUUCGUCACACGAUAACGGUGCAGCACACCACUAUCCGCGACGAAUCCCGACAGCGAAACGACACUCCGCCCGGUUCACCCGCAACCCGACUGAGAGCCAUAGCACUUCCGACUGAUGGCAUGAAAGGCAAAACCUGGGGACCGUCGACUCUGCAUCAGCGCGAGCGAGGUCACUUGCCGGCACUGCGAACGACGGUCCGGACGCCGCAUUUCAGUAAAAGUGCCCCGAACUUGGACAAGACCCGCACCCUGGCGAUAUCCGCCAGUUCGUCGCGUAACGAAAUACUAGAUUACGACACCGAUGAGUGGUACCCACCUAGUCUGCCUAUUGUCGGUGACACGUCGUUGAGCACGCCGCUUUGCACAAGUUUGACCAGAUUCAGUGGACUUCCCAGCACGAUUCCGAUGCCGACGCUUUAUGCUUCCGAAGGACAGCGCAAACCAAAGUUAUCGAUUAUAGAAUUAGUUUUGUACAAUAUCGCCUCGAUGCUGGCCGGUGUUGCGUCUGGGUACGACGUUCGGAUAUCAAAUGUCACGCCCGUUCACCCCAGGUUACAUCCGCAAUCUGCGCUGAGUGACGUUUAUCAGCCACAGCCUAGUCCCUAUCACAAUCUGCAUCAGCCACAGCUUCAGAUGCCUCUACCUUUAGAUAAUAAUGUAGAUCAAGAAUACUCGGAAGUAAAUACUGACAGGGUUUAUGGUCACAAUACCUAUCACGGACCGGUAAAGCAUAGCAGGACACCUUUGUCUUCAUUAAGCCCAAGACAAGACGACCGACAGCUGCGUUAUACCGAUUCACCUCAGCACUAUUUACCUUCCACGAUGUCGACAACCAGUGGGCUGGGAUCAAAUUACACACCAUCGGGGCCGAGCUCUUCGCUGAGCGGUGGCGCUGGUACUCAACCACCCACACCAUCGCCACGGCGAAAAUCAAGUACUGCUUCGUUUAUUGAUUACGGAGAGCUGCCGGAAGAACAGGAAAGUAGAGCUGGCCUUUACGUGCCUGGUGAUUACGUCAACUAUCCCCAGCAGAACAGUAGCAUGUUUACAACCGGGACCAAUGCUGGAUAUUUCGGAUCCCACUACUUUCCAUAUCGGCCUGAAAUCAACUUUGCCUUCGAACGCGAAACAAAGUCGUAUGGUGGCGAGCCCGUGUACGAAGAUCACCACUACGAUAGUGCUUCUUACCAUGAUUACGCCUACGAAGGAGGGAUGAGUAAUCGGUUCAGUGCUCCUCGCGUUCCUACGAUGGGUGUCAACGCUGCCGGUCACCGGAGAACGCUGUCGAAUGCUUCAGCUACGGCGAGUAAUAUCAACCAAGGGUUUCACUUCGAUCAGGAUGACGUUGACCUAGUGGACGACGCGAUCUACGGUUUGAAUCAUUUUUAUAUAAACAAUAACCAGAACGCCGUCAAAGUGCCCGAAAGUACUCUGGUACCCAAUAGGAUUCAUGAGUACGAAAACAUUCCAAAUUACUUUAAGAGGCAAACUAGUCUAAAUGCUGGUUAUUCCGGUCACUUUUCCAAUGAGUUUAUAAAUAUUAACAAUCACGAGCGGCCCAUUAGUUUAGGAUUGGAACACGGUGGAUUACCAUCGUCUGGAAGCGGGACGCAGGUAAAGUUAAGAUCCAGCUUGAAAAAAUACAGCAACCAGCAGCAACAACAAUCACUACAGCAGCACACCCAAAGUAAAUACAGCACUGGCUCGAGUGGAAGUUGUGGUACGCCGAUGACAAAUCCAACGCCACCGGACAGUCUGACCAGUGAUGAUAGUUCAUAUUUGAGUGCUAAGGACAACUCUUCUUCGAUAUCAUCUCAGAGUCGUGUUCGGUUUACCCCAGAACUGCUUUUGGACAUGCAACAGCGCCAGCAUCAGCCACCGUCACAAGUAGGUCAUGGCUCUGUUGCUGAAAUCAGCUCACAUGUGCCACUUGGUCGUAAAUCUUCCGGUGGCGGAGCCACAAUGGCUACUUCCUCGAGCCAUACGUCAAUCGCGACAGGACGACACACAAAUGUAGGCGAAACGGGUCAAUCCUAGCAGUACGUGAAAACCUACAUGGUGUAACUUUCGAUUUUCUCCUUGGUGCACUUAUUGAUCUGCGCACUUUUUAUGGCCAGGAGGCAGAAUAAGAGGAUUAGGAGACACGAAAGAGCGGCUAGUCAGCUCUGCUACAAAAAAUGGAUUAUGUUCUUAAAUUUUUAUUGCAGCAUUCGAAGGAAAGCAGCGCUUAUACUCGAAACGAGCCGUAUUAAUCCGGAAGACAACAACCGUAAAAUACUCAAAUAUAUUACCACGCCACUUGUGCUUUGCGAUGGUGUAUCAAUGGCAAGCAGCUAUAGUCGUUUGAAACUUUACAGUAUCCUAUUAUCAGUUUACGAUUUACUGCGCUGUUCGACAGUCUUUAGUAAGUUUAGUAUUUACAGUCCCAUGUGUUCAUUUAUUUUAAGAAACAUUUUCUACCCCUAUUAUAAAUUUUUAAUAGAAAGUUGCGCUUUCUUUGUGUACAUGCAAUCGAUCAAUUAAUCUAAAUGCACGUAAUUUCGCGUUUAACAAUUUUGGCACACUUCUGUUUUAAUAUUGCUGGUAGGCGGUAUUGAGCUGAGAGAAAAAUAGGAAAAUUCGAUCUGCUGAAAAGCGAACUUCUUAAGCCUUGUUUCACUUUUGUUUUAUGGAUUUAAUGGUGCUACGUGCUAUCAUGCUCUUUUGUUGCCCCUCCACCCAGUGGGUUGGUGCUCUCUAUAUGUGGACUGCAAUAAUGAGUUGAGCGAGACAGGUUCUUCGCAAGUACUCCCUCCGGAAUUCCGGUGUGUUAUGAAUCGUUUUUCUCUGUAGUUAUGAAUUCAGAUAUAACUGGUUUGCAAUUCCGGAUGUAUAUGUUUCAUAGCCUCAAUUCAGUGAAAACGUGCUAUUGCGUAUAACAUCGACAGUGAGCGAAGCUACGGUUUUAUGUUGGAAUGGAGUCAUUGUUUUACAACACUAUUAUUUCGUUUUGAAUUAUUUCUCUAAAAUCAAUUUUACCUAGGUCCUGUUUGGAGUAUUGUCAGAAUUGCAACACCCAUGUUACAAAACUUGUGUUCCAAAAAUAUCUAGUUCCAAAAACUGAAACAUCUGGAAUUGAUACGUGCACGUUUUUUCUGUUUUCUUAUCUAAUUUGUUAGUACACGAAAUUUUGUUAUAUACCCUGAAUUGAGUCCAUAAAAAUCCGGAGUGUUAACUUCAAAAUCAGCGCAAACGAAAAUUUUCGAAGAAAAGAAUGCUCAAAAAGAGCUCAUUUCUUUGGGGAUUCAAGAUUUCCAUCCACGUAUCGUGACCAACAAAAACACAAUUAGCCACUUUGUGUCUUAUUGAUAUUUACGAGAGCGUACUAAGGUCGACUGUAGUAUUAUUUCUAAUCCACAAGUACGAUUUCCUUUCACGUUUGCUCUAUCCCAAACUACCGCAUUCAUUCUAAUUUAAUAUUUUCAUUGUUUUUAUAUGUUCUUUAUUCCCUUCAAAUCAUUGACACAUCUAACCGCGUGGAAAUAGGUUCAACCGCAAUAUCUUGAUAUAUUGUAGUUCUGCUUUGACAUGAAGAUUGAAGACAUUAAGAAACUCGUACUUUCUCUCAGUUGCUUCGGUUUCGAAGAAAGCUCUGACUCUGUACCAAAUCGCAAUAAGAAGUGGCUUCACCAGUUAUCAACAAUAAUCAGAGUAAAUUGUAAUGAAUUGCGACACAUAGAUUUAGAUUAGUUGUCAUCCCUCGUGCAGUACAGUGGAAUGAGCGCUGCAAAGCAGAAAAGUAGAUUCACAGCGUUUUCCAACAGCUCACUGACCGUACUGCUCAACGUUUGAGCUUACCUAUAUUGAUUGUAAAUACCUUACGUACAGGAACAUGGCACUUUUAACCAAUUUGCCAAGAGGACAUAAAAAAGAAGGCAUUCUAGUGUGGUGGCGAUUGCUGUACGUAUGGGGACGAAGAGAGAGAAUGAAGUUCUUUACAAAUUUAUUGCAAUUUGCCGACUUGUAGUUAGUUCUAUAGCAAAGUGUACAUGUGUUGCAGAAAGCCAACUAUAUACCAAUUGGAAGAAUACGGAAGCACCGCAACGUUUGUAAUUAGUUUCAUCCAAUUAAAUUCGAUUGUAUGGAGUACUAAGUGGAAAAGAAUUGUGAACGAUAUAAGCUUUAGAAUUGGAUAAAGAAGGUAGGAGGUCAAUAAAACAAAAAGGCACUUACUCUAGUCGUAUAAGGUUUGAUAGUAGGAUUUUUGGGUUUUUAAUUAAUUUAUAUUUAUUGUCAUUAAGAAAGCUAGAUCGAAAGUGUUUUAUAUAGCAUUUAUAUUGCAUUUUUCCGUUGCUUCGACUGAAACUGCAAUGAACGAUAACAAGCGAAUAGAGGAGAGAUAUCAGCUACCCUCAGUAAUGGAUGCGAUUAUAGGAUUGUGUGCCGAGAGAAAAAUAAAUAAAUUGAUU
Topomyia yanbarensis is the source of this 6124-nucleotide messenger RNA. Its product is annotated as mitogen-activated protein kinase kinase kinase 11-like. Gene Ontology annotation, molecular function: ATP binding; protein binding; JUN kinase kinase kinase activity. Gene Ontology annotation, biological process: protein phosphorylation. The coding region runs from base 231 to 3713 and encodes 1160 amino acids. The transcript has 11 exons. The record is from RefSeq and is a predicted model, not a curated record. NCBI's taxonomy places the organism in Eukaryota, Metazoa, Arthropoda, Insecta, Diptera, Culicidae.